This is a messenger RNA of Labeo rohita (rohu), 8626 nucleotides long. It is a transcript of the gene mtus2a, whose product is annotated as microtubule associated tumor suppressor candidate 2a. NCBI's taxonomy places the organism in Eukaryota, Metazoa, Chordata, Actinopteri, Cypriniformes, Cyprinidae. The transcript has 15 exons. Gene Ontology annotation, molecular function: microtubule binding. Gene Ontology annotation, cellular component: cytoplasm; nucleus. Bases 398 to 4291 code for a protein of 1297 amino acids. The record is from RefSeq and is a predicted model, not a curated record.
GAUGCUCCACUCAAAACAACGCGCCGAAGCAACAUCGUUCAGUCAGCGGGUCUGCUGUGGGAGAGAGCGGGCGGCGAGCGGGCUGAAGGAGGGCGAACUGAACCUGUGAUUCUCUAAGGUUUGGCACCAGAUGAAUAAGCAAGGCAUUUCAAGGUCCUCAAAGCUGAUGUGAUGUCAUCAAGUGCAUUGCCCUGUUAAGAAACGAACAAAUACAGCUCAGUUCUUUAACAGUAUCUUGGAGCAGAAAUGGAAAGAAUGUAAGAUAAGGUUGUGAUUCUGCACUCCAUCCAAACUGUAAACUUUGAAAGCCUAGGUACAGGCAAGCGAGGGAACAAGACCUUUGAUGGAUCCAGGGUUAUCGCGGAGCUUUUGAGAGAGAAGCUCAGACUUAUCAAACAUGAAUGUGCAAGGAAAGAUACAAGCCGGUGAGGACAACCAACAAGAAGAAAUACAAAACGACGACAAGCAGCCUUUGCUAGAAACGGUGGAAGACGCCAACGCCAAUCAAAUCACCAAAGGGAACAUUUAUUCAGAUGACAGAGAGCAUGGCAGCCCACUACCCCCUCUGGUGUCGCACUCCGAAGCCCAGGAGAGGAUCAUUAUCUGGGGAACACAUGCUCGGAGUGAAGACCCUGAGCUCGAGGAAUUUGAACUGCUAGAGUGUCAAGAGCUAGAAACAUUUGUUGUAGAAGCAGAACAGGUAGACAUGCAGAGUAAAAGAAGCAGCAAGGAAGCAAAGUACCUAAGUGACAAAGAGUUGUCAUCUACAGCCAUCAACACCACUGUUGGCUCCUCUUGGAAGGACCACAAUGAAAAUGAGAACUCUCAGCCCCUUGACCUCAGGACCUCCAGCUCUCGCUCUGGUGCAAACCGGACCCUGAGAGAUGCACGAAGUGGUUCUGAGAGCAAUGUGUUUUCAUCUUCUCUUUCUGCAGUGACCAGCCUCAGUGGAAGUUUAGCCAGCGCCCUGGACAGUGCAGGCCGCACACAGCCUCUCUCUUCCCAAUCCACCAAGUCUACCUCAGGCAAAGGCAGGAACCAGCAACCAGCUACUACCGAGUCCUACAUCCACUCAGAGAGAAACAGGGAGCUUCCCAGGGAUUUGGACCAAAACCAUAACUCUACCACACUGCCUCAGGAACCACAAUAUGACAGAAGUAAGCUACUAUAUCCUUCAAAUGCAGCAGCAAAGCUGCAGAAAUUCCAAAUGGAAGCAGAGCAGAAUGCUGGGAAAAGGAUGUCAACCGAGGUGCCGAAAGGUAUGGUGAGGGUGCUACCUUCUUGUCGGCAACUAGUCCGCCCUCUUUCUACUGAAAAACGACUAACCUCAGGAUACCCCAGCUUAGACACCCAGGCAGACCAGCAACAAUCCCACUCCUCAGAGACAGGUCAGAGCCAUCCACAAGUGUUUCCGGCUACAGAAGUCAACAGCAAUCCCAACACAGACUCACCUCCCAACCAGACCUUCACCCGAGAAUCCCAACGCUUGAAGAGGCAAAGCUCAGCAGAUCGUGCAGCAAGUCCCUCCAGCCUAGAAAGAAAGACUCACUUCAGCCGGCGGGCCUACAGCAGUCCGACUAGACCUUCGACACCUCCAUCUCCCAAGACCACAAGGUCUCCUCAAAGACAGCCUCCUUCCUCACCCAUCAAGACUUUACCUUCUCGAGCUCCUCAGUUGGGUUAUGCUGGGUACAGCUCAGGCUUAAGAGCCCCAGUUAAAACCAAUAUCAGCACAAGCAUCCACAAAACUCCUCCACAGCAGGCUUCAAUGGAGACCUCCCCUCCAAGCAAGUGCCUGCCAAAACCGAAAAGCGUCCGGCCCAAAAUCAUUACGUACAUUCGGAAGACCCCACAGGUGAAACCCCAGCCUCUUGAGGGAACUUAUGAGGCGUCGUCCUUACCCACGAGACUCUCAACAUACAGCAGCACACAGGCCAAACCAGCGGUUGGAGAUCAAGGAGAAGCUACUGUGCUGAGUGCCUCAAAUUUACUUUAUGAUAAAUAUCGACAAGAGAUGCAGAAGGUCCGGUUCUUCUCACCUGGACUCAUGGUGUCUGGGAUUAAGCCUCCAAGCAACACCAUGCCCCAUAAAAUGGCAGGGAGAGCAGACAGCUUCUAUGGGUCUCUCAACAAGCCUCUGUCUGCAGUGGCAGGCAGAUCUCCAGUAGCCCUAGGGUCUCCAGUGUCUGGAGUUGAGGACCCUUCUGGACCCCCAAUGGGAGCACAGGAUACGGGAAGUCUUUUUCGUCCACCACGGGGCCUAAGACCCCAGCUUGGUGUUGGUGCUGUAAACAGGACUCCUUCUGCAGCUACCAAGAAUAGGAUGGUCCUAACAUGCCAAUCAAAAUCACCACUGACCCUCAGUCAACCAAUGCAGGCAGUAAACCCGACCACUCAAACCCCUCAGGAACCCCAAGAUCAGAGAAAGCCAGUGGCGACUGGGUUAGCCGCUAAAUCCCUCCUGCCGAAGCCAGCUCAGUCUGCCCUGCGUCCUCCCGGUUACUCGCGCCUCCCGCCGACUCGCCUGGCCGCCUUUGGGUUUGUUCGAAGCUCUAGUGUCUCCUCCGUGUCCAGUAACCACUCAACUGACAGCACACGGAGUGACCCCUGCCGACCCACCCACCGUCCCAGCAGUGUAAGUGAUGAGCCGCCACCACUUCACCGUGUCACCACGUCGCCUCCCGGAGAUGGAUCCAGAGCCCCGUGCCGCAGCACGCCUCAACCACCCAAUACUCCUGCACCCACACGCCGCUCCCUGCUGCCUCCUCCACGGAGCUCCCCUGUGGCAUCCCGUAAGGAAUUCCAGAAGACUUCUGACGGCACCCGUUCAUCCCUCUCCUCCCCUAAGAGACUCGCUGUAGUGUCUCCUAAACCGCAGUCUCCAGUCCUUCAGAGGCAACAGAGGGCAACGGUAGCCGUCCGAGGGUCAAGCAUGCAGAUUUUGCCUCGUACUGGCUCUCCGGGCCCAGAGAAGAAAAAAGAAGAAGAGCAGAAGAAAGAAAAAGAGCGAGAGGAGGUAGAGAGGCAUGAAGAGAUACAGCUCUUGCAGGGUCGCUGUGAAGAACAAGCCAGGCAACUGCAGGCUCUUCAGGCAGAGCUAAAGAAAACCAGCAUGAGUCUGGAGGUCUUUGUGAUCUGCACUCAGCACUUCUCCCUCAAGAGUGAAAGUGCUGAGGAGAAGGAGAGAGAGUUGACCCAGGAACUCAGUCGGAUUCAUCAUGAAGUGGCCUUUAACGCAGCUCGCUGGGAUCGUCUUCAGAAGGAGAAGAGAGAGCUGGAGGAGUGUUUUGAGAGGGAGCUGAGAGAGUUACAGGUACAGCAGGAGUCUGAACUCGCUACCUUAGAGGAGAACCUGAGAUUACGGCACGCUUCUGACAGAGACCAUCUCAGAGCAGAGCACCAGUCAGAGGUGGAGGAGCUGCGCACACAGCACCAGGAACAGAUCGAAGAGUUGACUGCCAACCAUGAGGCCGCCCUUGAAGACCUGAAGACCAUGCACAACAUCACAAUGGCGACACUGCAGGAAGAGCAUGCCAGGACCAUGAGAGACUUAAGGAAAGCCCAUGAACAGCAAAAGGCCAGUCUAGAAGAGGACUUUGAGAAACUGCGCCUCUCACUUCAGGACCAGGUGGACACUUUGACUUUCCAGAACCGGACUCUGAAAGACAAAGCCAAGCGUUUUGAAGAAGCUCUGAGGAAGAGCUCUGAUGAACAGAUUGUGGAUGCGCUGGCCCCGUAUCAACAUAUUGAGGAGGAUCUGAAGAGUCUGAAAGAGGUUCUUGAGAUGAAGAACCAGCAAAUUCAUGACCAGGAGAAGAAGAUCUGUCAUCUGGAGAAAGUGCAGGCCCAAAAGAACCUGUAUCUGGAAGAGCGGGUCCAGGUGCUUCAGCAGCAGAAUGAAGACCUGAUGGCCCGCAUUGACCGCCAUCUCACAGUGUCAAGACAACUAUCUGAGGAGAACGCAAACCUUCAGGAGUAUGUGGAAAAGGAGACCAACGAGAAGAAACGGCUGAGUCGCAACAAUGAAGAGCUCCUCUGGCUCCUCCAGACGAGUCCCCAUCUGUCGCCUUCCUCUUCUCCCAUUCACAGAGCCUUCUUCCCCGGCCCUGAUAUUCCUCCUUACUCUUACUCUCCAGGUCCUGGGACCCCCACACACUCCUGUUCUCCUGGCCCCUGUACGCCUACUCACAAGGUGGCGUCUCCGGCACCAGGGACGCCCACUCUCAGAGGCUCACCAGCAGCACGCUCGUCCCCUGCCCGGAUCCCAAAUGCCAACACUUUACCAAGAUGAGCUGUUUUACAGCCAUAUCGCGCAUUUUUCCAUCACUGUCCAUUGUGACAGCAGCGCUUCGUUUUGGUGUGCAGACGAUCCAUGUUUUUCCUAGAAGAACAUGUCAGGUUUAUUAAGAUUUUGUCAACCCAGUGGCCAGACAGCCUCUGUCAUUUCCAUUUGUUGACUUUGAGACGCAAAAAAGUUUUUUUUUGUCUCAGAGGAUCUGACUUUGUAAACGCAUAGCAUCAGAAUGAAAGAGCUAAUGAUGCUAAUGCUUAUGCCUAUGAUGUGCUGCCAACAAUGCUUGGUCUGCAUGGAGGCAAGACCGUUUUUGUGUACACAGAAGUAGCUCGAAUUUAGAUUAGACUCUAAAACAUGCUGUUGGACUCCAACACAAAUGUCUGUAGUUUCUUCUGAAUGACAUACGAGAAUUUUAUACAACAAAAAGCACUUUAGGUUUCUGCCCUACCUUCUUCCUACAGAUAAAUGCACCAGCAUUUUUUGUGGUCUGGUUUAUUUUUUUAUGCGAUACGUCUUCUGAUUUUACAAAUCUCCCAAGUUUUGAUUCAGAAUGUCUCAAAAUAGUCAAGAUAUACACUACCUGUCAAAAGUUUUUGAACAGUAAGAUUUUUUUAAGUCUCUUCUGCUCACCAAGCCUGCAUUUAUUUGAUCCAAAAUACAGCAAAAGCUGUAGUAUUGUGAAAUAUUUGUGCUAUUUAAAAUAACUGCUUUCUAUUUGAAUAUAUUUUAAAAUGUAAUUUAUUCCUGUGAUUUCAAAGCUGAAUUUUUAGUAUCAUUACUCCAGUCUUCAGUGUCAUGUGGUACUUUAGAGAUCAUACUCAUAUGCUGAUUUGCUGUUCAAGAAACAUUUUUUUUAUUAUUGUUAUUAUUAAUAUUUAAAACAGUUGGCGUCAGUAUAAUUUUUUUUUUUUUUGGGCGGGGGGGGAUAUUAGAAAUUAAUACCUUUUUUUAGCAAGGACGCUUUAAAUUGAUCAAAAGUGAUGCUAAAAGACAUUUAUAGUGUUACAAAAGAUUUCUAUUUCAGAUAAAUGUUGUUCUUCUGAACUUUAUUCAUCAAAGAAACCUGAAAAAAUUCUACUCAGCUGUUUUCAACAUAAUAAUAAUAAUAAUAAUAAAUGAUUUUUUUGCAGCAAAUCAGAAUAUUAGAAUGAUUUCUAAUGGAUCAUGUGACUGGAGUAAUGAUGCUAAAAAUUCAUCUUUGAAAGCACAGGAAUAAAUUAUUUCAAAAUAUAUUUAAAUAGAAAACAGUUACUUUAAAUAGUAAAAAUAUUUCAAAAUUGUAUUGUUUUUGCUGUAUUUUGGAUCAAAUAAAUGCAGGCUUGGUGAGCAGAAGAGACUUUAAAAACAUUAAAAAUCUUACUGUUCAAAAACUUUUGACUGGGAGUAUAUAUGCUGCAAAAUAUCAUUUUCUUAAUUUUUUCUUACAGUAAAAGUAUCAACAUAUUUUUAAACAAAUUGAGCAAAAUCACUUAAAAUAUUAUGACUUGUGUCCAUUUAUUUAUUUAUUUCUAUUCUGAUUUUUAUUAUUAUUAUUUCUUUUUUUUUUAAGCAUAACUUACAUGGCAGUGGUGUAAAUAUAUAUAUAUAUAUAUAUAUAUAUACUACCAUUCAAAAGUUUAGGGUUGGUAAGAUUUUUUAAAUGUUUUUAGAAGUCUUUUAUGCUAACCAAGGAUGAAUUUAUUUGAUAAAAACAAAUAAAAACAGUAAUAUUGUGAAAUAUUAUUACAAUUUAAAAUAACCGUUUUCUUAAUAUAUUUUAAAAUGUAAUUUAUUGCCAUGUAAAAGCAGUCAUUACUCCAGUCUUCAGUGACACACUACAUAUAUAUAUAUAUAUAUAAUUGUAGGUGUAAGCAAAAUUGCUUAUUAAGAAAAUGAUUUUUUUGCAGUAUAAAGGCCUAUUCACAUUGUCUUAACAAACUGCAGUUACAGUAUGUUUCCCGGACCCUUCAAAAGACCAACCCAGCUAAUAGCAAAACCAGCUUUUUCAAGACAAGCGUUUCUACUUUAAAAGAUCAGAAUGCUGACAUGAAAUGAAACCUUCGCUGGCACAGAUUUAUUGUGCCAGACUGUACCAGUUACUUGGUUAACAACUUCAAAAACUCUUCAGCAUCAAGUCUGUUCUUCCUGUUCUUCCUAACUUAUCUGACAAAAGCAAGUGCUCUCACUUCAUGCAUGACAUAAAACAGGGAGAUCAAGCAAAUGUAUAGGUACCGACUACAGGCAAUGUUGUAAAUUGUAGUUGUAAUUUUUAUCAGUACUUUGUAAUUUAAUGGACAUUUUGCUACUCGAUGUGCAUGUGUUGUAAGUCUUCCAUUCUUAAUGUGAAUCCAACUAGGAUAGUUGUCAUGUUAGCUUAGAUACUCCUAAUAGCUUCCACCUCUGAGUUUUUUUUAAAUGUUUGAGGACAAUAUUUUACCCGUAAUUAAUAGGACAGGACUUUCUUAAUCAAUUCCACCUCAUGUCACACCUGUCAGAGGUGUGUUGCAGGUUUGUUAUAGAUGUGGAAAGUUUUACGGAGGUACAAUAUGGCAGUUAGACGUAACUUUAUUGUAAUGCUGGUUAACUCUUGUAUUACCUCUGUAGAGUGUAGCAUAACCUAGAGAGAGAUUUCUCUGUAUGAGUGAAGUAGAAAAGAAUGUAACUGUAUCUUUAAAAUGUUGUAUGAUAAAGUUCAGGGAAAUUAUUUUGCUCUGUCAUAAAGGCAGUUCUCCGUUUUCCAGUAAAACAUGCUUUUUAUUUAUUUAUCUAUUUAUUUUUGAAGAAAACUAAGAACACAUUCCUCUUGCAAAGUGGGUUUUGAUAUUUCAAAACAAAGAGGCCGUUUCUUUGCAUUUUUGAAAAUUUGGAUUUUUUUCGUUUGUGUGUUUUUACAAUUGAUACAUCUUUCAAUGGUCGACCUUUGACACUUUUGAUACGAAUGAGACUUUUUGUAAACUCUUCACUGAUAAUAUUUUUUCUAUAAUAUUAUCAGUUGGUGCUUGUACAGGGUAUCACACAGAAGUACAAUAAUCUGCUAUUCAAGACCAGCAAUCGACAAAAAAAUCACACGUACGGAGCGAAGUAUGUAUUUGCAGAUGUUUUUCCUUAUUUGAGACACUAUUGUUUGCUGUUCCAAUUUGUUUUAAUUACUGUGAAAUGUAUUUUUUAUUCUAAUUCUAAUGCAUUUUUAAAUAAUGUAGCUUUACAUUUCAUUUGCUUCUGUCACUGUGAUACGAAUGAUUUGCCGUUGUUUCUUUUUUGCUACUCUGGCACAGAUUUUUGGACGUUUUCUGGAUGUUUCCUGUCAAGCACAAUAAUAAUAUACCACCAUUCAAAAAGCGCCUUUUUCAAAAUAAAACGUUUUUAUUAAACAACAGCAGAUCAUCUUACAUUAGUAACUUGUCUAAAUUCUAAAUACUUUUGAUUCACUACAACAAAUACAUAAAUGUUUCAGGAAUGUGCCUUUAUUUAUUGUGCAAAGUAGCAAAAAUAAUAAAAGUUUUUACAUUAUAGCCAACAACAUUAUAACAAACAAGUAAUAUCCUUCUAAUAUAUGGUUUAAUACGGGAAAGUACACUUAUUUUAUUUAUUAUUUUAUUUUUUAUUUAAAACUUGGUUGAUUUUACUAGCAUUUUUUUCAUAUUCUUUAUUUAUGUUUUUUAAAUUAUUGUCUCAACAAAAAACCUCAGCAACCUCAGUCUGCACCUGCUAUGGUUUAUAACAAAGUACAAAAUUGUUGCUAAUCUACAUUUACUUAAAGGAGUAAUAUGUAUUUAAUGAUAUGCUUAAAAAUCCUUGUUGUUUUUCAACCCUCACUAUGGCAUUAGUCCAUAGAUUAUGAUGAAUGAUUUGAAACAACAGAAUUAAUUUCUGAGAAGCGCUGACUUUUUGUCCUGUGGACAUCUAAACUACUGAAUGUCAACUUACCCCUGAAAAUACUGACAUGGUCAAUGUAAACUGGGAGUGGUGGAGUCACUUAUUGGACUGAAUGAAAUAUGUCCAUCUGUCUAUUUACUAACAUUUGACUUCUAUUAUGUCUUUUUUGACUGGAUUUACAGUCGCUUGUAAGCUAUUUAUUGUGUUGUAGUGCACAGUAAUCGAUGCAUGUUUGUCUUGGCGGAUCAUUUCUUCCCCGUGUACGUUUUCAACUUGUGAUGGUUCACGCUGUAACUGUAGCAUAGAGAAUAUUAUACUAAGGAAUGGAAAGAAUUUAUAUAUAACUCAUUUGUAUUCACUUUGGGGGGUGGGGAUGAAUAUUAAAAUGUUUCAACAGUAAUGUUUUUUUUGCUUGUUUGUGAAUAACAUACCUGUAUAUAAUGGCCCCAACAAUGAUUUGAACACUUAAAAAUAUGA